AUGUUCAUCCUUUGCUCUCAUACCUUUAUGAUAGUUGCAAUUGUCUGUAGCCAUGUCUCCCCCGUCACUGCCGACCUCCUCCAACUUCUCCCCUCCCUCCGUCUCAUCUGCGCCCCUAGCGCAGGGACUGAUCACAUUGAUCUCUCCGAGUGUCGCCGUCGGGAUAUCCAGGUCGCCGAUAUCGGAAAUCUUUUCACCGACGAUGUUGCUGAUAUGGCCGUGGGUUUGUUGAUUGACGUCAGCAGGAAAAUUACCGCGGCCGAUCGCUUCUUGAGACGACAGAUUCAACCUUCCUCUUCCGAUUUUCCACUCGGUUCUAAGUUGACAGGUAAAAAGAUUGGAAUUGUUGGGAUGGGAAAAAUUGGGUCAGAAGUAGCAAAGAGGCUUGAAGCAUUCAGCUGCAAGAUAUCAUACAACUCUAGGAACAAAAAACCAUUACUUUCAUACCAUUACUCUAUGAACCUGUUUGUUCUUUUGAUGUUUUUAGGCCAUGCUCGUGUGAUUAGUGAUCAAUAAGUUGUAUGAAUAAAAAAGUUUUUCAUUGUGAUUCUUAUGAGAAAUUCUCUCAACUCUCAGCAUCGUUAGCAGAUUUGGAAAAAUUUACUACUAAAUUUUGAUAAUUGUUUUCUUACC
Molecule: messenger RNA, 633 nt
Organism: Vicia villosa (hairy vetch)
Lineage: Eukaryota; Viridiplantae; Streptophyta; Magnoliopsida; Fabales; Fabaceae
Product: glyoxylate/hydroxypyruvate reductase HPR3-like
Exons: 3
Coding region: 1-516 (171 amino acids)
Cellular component (GO): cytosol
Molecular function (GO): NAD binding; hydroxypyruvate reductase [NAD(P)H] activity; glyoxylate reductase (NADPH) activity
Source: RefSeq, a predicted model, not a curated record